ACAGAAAUUGGUGUACCAAUCACAUGACAGGCAACACUUGGUGCCCAUCGUUCACCCGAUCUACAGUACCUAGGUAGGUACCUACAAGUACCUACCUACCUUAUACCAGAGAGCAGAUGAGUGUUGCGGGAGACGACUUCGUAGCACGCAGCAAACUGUUCACUUCAUUGCCUGGGACAACAGCACAGCAGAACCGCCGAACGGCGACGUCACCGCCCAACGAUGUCGUCCAAGUCAGCAGGGUCUUUUCUGCUGAAGACUGUAGCAGUUUUUUGUUGCAUCGGGCUUUGUGCCCUUCUUUAUUCCUCGUGGAUUAUUUUUGCCGCCUUGUCCGUAUCUGGGAUCUCUGUAUCUGCAGUCUUUGCUUUUGUACGCCACAACCAGCUUCAUAACACCCGAGAAAACCACCCCAUCAACCUAGAAACUGCGAGGAGUCAUGUGAGCAAGACUGCAAACCUUACUGGAGCAUAUCUUCUUGUCGUCCUGGGCUCAGGUGGCCAUACGAAGGAGAUGCUUGCCAUGCUGGGAAUCGGCUUCGCUCCGCUCUCAUCCAUUCACCGCCGUUAUCUCGUAUCGAGCGGAGAUGCAAUGUCGCUCAAACAGGUCAAGGCUUUUGAAGAAAUGCUUCUGAAUGCUCACGGCGAGUCUGAAGCGGGAACAUACGAUGUACACACCGUUACGCGGGCUCGCAAAGUCCAUCAGCCACUACUCUCCACGCCUCUUACUGCUCUGUUGUCUGUCUUGGAGAUAUUUCCUCUCCUGACCAACUCACCGUUUGCCGGUACCCGAAGUCGCCAAAAGUAUCCUGAUAUCAUCAUUACGAAUGGCCCGGCUACAGGUUUCUUCGUAGGACUUGUUGCCCACGUUCUGAAACUUUUCUUCCUCGCACCAGAAGACGUCAUGCAGAUUUUCUAUGUAGAGUCAUGGGCGCGCAUCAAGACUCUGAGCCUCACAGGAAAGCUCUUCUACUACACCAAAAUCGCAGACGUGUUUCUCGUUCAGCAUGAGUACGUAGCCCAGAGAUACGGCGUGCCCAACGCGGGAUGUCUAGUGGUAGACCAGGCCAGUAGUUGAGAUGCUCCGAGCUUCUGCAGCGUAUUGUACAUUGCUCUCGUACGUAGUUAUUAAUACAACAAGUCGUACACACCCAUGAAGGGAGGAUCU
Verticillium alfalfae VaMs.102 is the source of this 1164-nucleotide messenger RNA. RefSeq lists its product as hypothetical. The record is from RefSeq and is a predicted model, not a curated record. NCBI's taxonomy places the organism in Eukaryota, Fungi, Ascomycota, Sordariomycetes, Glomerellales, Plectosphaerellaceae. Gene Ontology annotation, biological process: dolichol-linked oligosaccharide biosynthetic process. Gene Ontology annotation, cellular component: UDP-N-acetylglucosamine transferase complex. The transcript has 2 exons. Bases 223 to 1074 code for a protein of 283 amino acids.